Molecule: messenger RNA, 210 nt
Organism: Exserohilum turcica Et28A
Lineage: Eukaryota; Fungi; Ascomycota; Dothideomycetes; Pleosporales; Pleosporaceae
Exons: 2
Coding region: 1-210 (69 amino acids)
Source: RefSeq, a predicted model, not a curated record
AUGAAGCUCUCUGCAGUCCUUGUCUUCGCUCCUUGCGUCAUGGCGCUCGCCAUCCCCAACCCAGCCUCUCAACCCGCUGCCGACGAGAAGCGCGCCAUCCCCGUGCUUGCAGAUGCGCUGAACGGCCCCGGAAUCACUCUCCCAGGCCCCAUUAUCCAAGGACUGGGUCCUGGCUGGCACAACGUUGUCCCUGCCCCCAACUACAAGUAA